AUGAUGGAGGAAAUAAGUGAGUGUCUUAAACAGCAACGUAAGCUUCAUUACACGGGGUGCCUGGAUAUAACCAGAAAUUCUAACGUGUAUGGUCACAUUGAGUUUUCUAACGCAAUGCCCGUACUCCAACUGGCUGCACGGCUGCCGGAUUUCAGAUUCAGAAUGUACAGAAACAACAUGGUUAAUUCAAUUAUACAUCGUAUUGAAAAUGGAGUUGGUGAAGUAGAACGAUGUCUUGAAUGCCCCGAAUACACUUCAACUAACGAUUUACUGGAACAGCUGAACAGAGUUUUGGAAGAGGCGGCCACCAACAUAAUUAAAUUCUUGGAUAUCAUUCAGUAUACAGGAUAUUCCAACAAUUUGGAGAACGCACUGCGCCAAUGUGGCACUGAUCUCGAUUACAAGCAGCAGGAUUUACAAAAAGAAGAGAUGGUCAAAAUACAUCAGAAUUUAAUGAGAAGAAUCAACAACGCCUCUGAUACCACUCUUCAGUCUCUUGGUAAAAUUACAAAAGACAGUAUAACUGGAACAAGGAAAAUAGUUGAAAUGAUGCUUACAGAGAUAAAGGCUUUAGCUCAAAGUUUAAAAAAUCUCAUGUAUAAACCUUUGAAAUGCCCAAAGCAUUUAAAUUCGUUGCCCAGUAGCUGCUUAUGCAUUGCUGCUAAGUUGGAACUUAUUGCAUGGAUGGGUACUUUCCGCGAAAGGAAUGCAUUUGAAAACUUUCUACCUGAGGGAUACAAGCUCAAAGUCAAGAACCAUGACAUGUGUGUUAGGACUACAACAAUGAUGCUGGAGUACCGCGCAUUUGUGUAUAGAGCGAAAAUAAACGGUAGUAACGAGUCAACACCCACGCACCCUUUCCUCAGGAUCAACGUAACGAACUCUGUAAAGGAAACACAAGUGAAACAAAAGACGUUAACGCCCAUAUGGAACCAGGUCUUGAAAGUACAUAAAAUGCAAUGCACGAACCAGAGCAGACUUAAAACCAGUCCACCCACAGCUUUGGUUGAAGUGAAUCACAGUGAUUUAUCGGGUAAGACGGAAUUGAUCGGGCGCUUCGAGUUGACACCCAUUGUUGACGACAGACAAGAUUACGAAUAUGCGCCGAAACUGAAAUGGUACGAUAUGAUGAAAGGAGCCGAGACUACUGGCCAAGUUCUAAUGUCUUUUCAAGUUCUACAGGUACCAGAGAAAUUAUUAAAGACUACAGUUUAUAGUCCUAUUGAAGAAACUUUUUAUGAAUCCGGUGUGAGGGACCUUGAGAGUCCAGAAGAGAUUGAACCUUUGCCACCGCACCUUAUUCCGAAAUAUAGCACAUACAAAGUUGAUAUAUAUUGGUGGGGACUGCGAGAUGUGAGUGUAACUAGAAAACCGUGCGUGGUCCUCGAAAUAGAAGACCUUGCGUUGAAGUCUGAUAUAAUAACGGACAAGAAAAACAAUUGCAACUUCCCCAACGGUCGUAUUUCACAAACUUUUGAAGCAUCACUCGACGAAGUUCACUAUCCGCCCCUAAAUAUCAGACUUUAUGACAGCAGCACUUUCGGUAGAACUCUUUUCUUUGGCACUUACGUCGUUAAAAACCCUAUGAAAUAUUUUAUCCAAUGGUUGCCUAAGGAUGAACGAGAAGCUUCGCUAAAACGAGCUUCGAUAAUGUCUUCCAGUUUUAUUGAAGUGGGUCAGUCCCUAUUUGUUAAAAGAAGUAGCCCUUUAACUAAAGAAAGUUCAGAGUCUCUUAUGAACGCAGUUAUGGAAGGCAAACAUCAAGUGAAACCUAGAAAAUGGCGAAGACUAUUUAGUAAGAAGGAACCUAACGAAGAAGAGUAUACAUUACUACCAAUGCUUACAAAUAAGGAAAAAAAAGAAGUUGUCAAGGAAGCAACACCAUGUGAGCAUAAGGACUGGUGGAUGAGAUACUUAUAUUCUCAAAAGGAAUGCUUUGGAGAAGAUAAUGUCAAUGCGGAAGAUAAAAUUUCGAUUUACGAUUCUGAAUUGGAGCUACAACCAGAGUUUUCAAAAUUCAAAGACUGGUGUUCUACACUAAAGCUAUACAAUGGGAAUAAAACUGGCAUACCAGAAAAAGACGAACAACUUUAUUGUGGAUUUUUGAAAGCUGGUAUUGCUUUAUAUAAGUGGCCUCCGCCAGCUACAACCGUCCCUGUUAGUUCCAAUGGUGUUGAACUAAAUUGUGGAAUGUAUGAAUUUAGUUGCAGUCUUCCCGAAGACUAUCUUUUAUCUGUGUCUGUUUACGACUGCGAUAAUGAACUGGAGGACGAGUUAAUAGGCUCUACCAACGUUGACUUAGAAGAUCGGAUUUAUUCCAAGCACAGGGGACGUGUUGGACUUUCAGUUGAAUAUAAUAUGUACGUAGAAGUUGGGCCCAGCAAGUGGCGCGACUGCAUCAAACCUUCUGCCAUUCUUGAAGAUCUAUGCCAGAAGAACCACAUCCCUGCACCCAUUUAUCCCGAUACAGCAACUGUUCUUGUAAAUGGUGUAGAAUAUAGAGACAACGAACGAGAUAAAGUUUAUGGUUCACCAGUGGAACGUAGAGAAAACAUUUGUUUAACGCUUUUGCGCAAUUGGCACACACUGCCGGUAUGUGGAUAUCAUUUGGUUCCGGAACAUGUUGAAACUAGGACUCUAUAUAAUCCUGCAAAACCUGGAGUCGAAACGGGUAAAAUACAUAUGUGGGUGGACAUAUUUCCACUGGAUCCCGGUUUGUUUAUUCCAUGCCCUAUUGAUAUAACUCCACGAAAAAUCGAAGAUUUUGAACUGAGGGUCACUGUGCUCAAUGUAAAUGGAUUAAAGUUUAAGGAAGAACAGUCUGAAAAAAAGGCAUCUGAAAUUUACGUCAGAGCUUGGAUCGGUUCUGUCGAUCAGGUUCAGCGAACAGAUGUCCAUUUUAAUUACCCAGGCGGAGUGUGCAAUUUCAACUGGCGCAUGGUAUUCAACUUUCAAUACCAGCACGCUGAAGGAAAGUUAGUAACCAAGGAAAAAGGACCAUUUACAGAAAUCGAAGAGCGCAUACCUCCAGUUCUUAUAGUUCAAGUAUUAGAUGGAGAUGCGACCUGUUCAGACGAUUUUAUGGGCAACGAACUGGGUUCUCUACAUCUGAACUUGAACUCAAUGCCGCGUGGUGUAAACCUUGCGCAGUUAUGUACUCUCAAUACAAUUGAGAAAACGAAAAAAAUUAGUAUGUUCGCCGUGAGGUCUGUGCGGGCGUGGUGGCCUUUGAAAUUAAUCGAUAGGAACAACGGAAGCGAUAUACCUGCUGGAGCAAUUGAAUUGGAUUUGUCACUAUUGCCUAAAGAAACUGCAAUUUUAAUGCCAUGUUGUGUUGGAAGAGAAUCGCCAUACUCUAUAAUUCCACCGUCGUAA
Parnassius apollo (apollo) is the source of this 3375-nucleotide messenger RNA. The record is from the annotation of a GenBank genome assembly. NCBI's taxonomy places the organism in Eukaryota, Metazoa, Arthropoda, Insecta, Lepidoptera, Papilionidae.